Molecule: messenger RNA, 1300 nt
Organism: Salvelinus sp. IW2-2015
Lineage: Eukaryota; Metazoa; Chordata; Actinopteri; Salmoniformes; Salmonidae
Product: metastasis-associated protein MTA3-like
Biological process (GO): negative regulation of transcription by RNA polymerase II
Cellular component (GO): NuRD complex; nucleoplasm
Molecular function (GO): transcription corepressor activity; chromatin binding; transcription coactivator activity
Source: RefSeq, a predicted model, not a curated record
CUUUUGGUUGUGUGUGUCUCUCUCUGUGUGUGUGCGCCCAGUACUACUGUAUUGUACUGUGAGAAGGUAGGAAGAUAGGGGGCACCGCACCAAAAUCUCCCGCUCAACCCCCCCCCACAAACUCACUUUCUAACUUCAACGUUUUUUGUUUUUUUAAACCGACCACAGGACUUUAACAACUGAUCGCUUUAUUUAUUGAUUAAAUUUUCGGUUAGUUUAUGGUUUGUGUUUUUACACACCGGGAGGGCAGAAAUGGCCGCCAACAUGUACCGGGUCGGAGACUAUGUAUUCAUUGAGAAUUCCUCCAGCAACCCUUACCUGAUCCGCCGGAUAGAAGAACUUAACAAGACGGCCAGUGGCAAUGUGGAGGCCAAGGUGGUGUGUUUCUACAGAAGGAGAGAUAUCUCACACAGCCUCAUACAGUUGGCUGACAAACACGCACAGGACCUAGAGGAGGAGAAAGAGAGUCCGGAGGCGGACCUGACAGACAAACAGGAACACCAGUUACGUCACAGAGAACUGUUCCUCUCGCGCCAAUAUGAGAGUCUACCAGCCACACACAUCAGGGGGAAGUGUAGUGUGGCAUUGUUGAAUGAGACGGAAGCUGUUCUCUCCUACCUGGACAAAGAGGAUAUGUUUUUCUACUCGCUGGUCUACGACCCUACCCAGAAGACACUUUUGGCUGAUAAAGGAGAGAUCAGAGUGGGACCACGCUUUCAGGCCGACGUACCUGACAUACUACAGGAGGGUGACUCAGAUGAACGUGACCAAUCAAAGCUAGAGGAGAAGCUAUGGGAUCCUGACUGUCCUCUCUCCAGCAAACAGAUAGACCAGUUCCUGGUGGUGGCACGGGCGGUGGGGACGUUUGCCAGGGCGCUGGACUGUAGCAGCUCAGUCAGACAGCCCAGUCUACAUGCGAGUGCAGCCGCCGCCUCACGAGACAUCACACUGUUCCACGCGAUGGACACGCUGCAUCGUCAUGGUUACGACCUGUCCAGUGCGUUGAGUGUGUUGGUGCCGUCCGGUGGGCCGGUGCUGUGUCGGGACGAGAUGGAGGAGUGGAGCGCCUCGGAGGCAGCCAUGUUUGAAGAGGCUCUGGAAAAAUACGGAAAGGACUUCAACGACAUAAGACAAGACUUCCUACCGUGGAAGUCUCUGACCAGUAUAAUAGAGUAUUAUUACAUGUGGAAGACAACAGACCGAUACGUACAGCAGAAGAGACUGAAGGCAGCAGAAGCAGAAAGCAAACUGAAGCAGGUUUACAUCCCCACAUAGUAAGUGUGUGUGUGUGUGUGCGCGU